UCAUCACUGGCCGCUCGAGUGACCGUAUGUUCCCGCAUUUGUUUUGUUUGUUUAUAGCAAUUAUGGAUCCUUCAAUUAUUGAAUUUAUUGGCGAAAAAUGCAUGAUCAGCAUAAUACCGAACUUCAGCAACGAGCCUCUGCACCUGAUAUACGGACCUGUGGGCCCUUUCCGAGCCGGUUUUCCCGUCUUCGUGCCCCUGUGGAUGGCCACGCAUCUGCGCAAGCAACAAAAGUGCCGAAUUGUACCUCCAGAAUGGAUGGACAUGGAUAUAUUGGAGGAAAUCAAGGAGGAGGAAAAGCGCUCAAAGUUCUUUACCAAAAUGCCCUGUGAGCAUUACAUGGUAGUGGCCCAGUUGGUCAUGAGCACGGCUCCGGAUGACGUUCCGCGUUGCGAGGAGCUGCGCACUGUGAUCAAGGACAUCUUCGACAUACGCGAGUCCAAGCUGCGCACUUCGAUCGACGCCUUUAUCAAGGGAGAGGGCACAUAUGCAAAGCUAGACAACCUCACGCUUCUGGAGAUCCACAGCGUGAGACCCAUUCUGCCCUAUUCCCUGGACCACAUAGCACGGUACCAGCGCACGGCCACUGCGUCUCAAAGGGACACCUCCAUGCUAAGUGCAUCCAUGGCAGGCUCCAGUUCGGGUCCGAACAGUAACUCUCUGUUUUCUCAGUGAUUAUUCCAGUCAAACAACAUUGUUGGGAACAUUUAAGAUAAUAGAUUUAGUUAUUAGCAGGAGCUUAUGUAGCCUGUAGUCAUUAAACCUCUCAAAAGUUCAAAAAUAUUUGUAUGCUUAAAAUUAAAUAUAAAUGCUUUCAGAAAAUUAAAAAAAG
Messenger RNA from Drosophila melanogaster (fruit fly), 831 nucleotides. RefSeq names its product partner of Sld five 2 (gene Psf2). NCBI's taxonomy places the organism in Eukaryota, Metazoa, Arthropoda, Insecta, Diptera, Drosophilidae. Bases 63 to 674 code for a protein of 203 amino acids. Gene Ontology annotation, biological process: DNA replication. The record is from RefSeq and is marked reviewed. The transcript is spliced from 2 exons. Gene Ontology annotation, cellular component: CMG complex; nucleus; GINS complex.